Messenger RNA from Dujonia railenensis, 630 nucleotides. NCBI's taxonomy places the organism in Eukaryota, Fungi, Ascomycota, Pichiomycetes, Serinales, Debaryomycetaceae. The record is from the annotation of a GenBank genome assembly.
AUGUCUUUCUCCGACUUCUCAAAAACUGAAUCUAUCAAGUCCUUAAACGAAUUCUUGGCUGACAAGUCUUACAUUGAAGGUACUUCUGCCACUCAAGCUGAUGUAACUGUCUACAAGUCUUUCCAAAAAGAAUACCCACAAUUAACCAGAUGGUUAAACCACAUCGCUUCUUUCACUGAAGAAUUUUCUACUUUACCAGCCGGUAAGGUUCCAGCUGCCGCUGCUGCUGAAGAAGAAGAUGAAGAUGAUGUUGACUUAUUCGGCUCUGACGAUGAUGAAGUCGAUGAAGCUGCUGAAAAGUUGAAGCAAGAAAGAUUAGCCGCAUACGCUGCAAAGAAGGCCGCUAAGGGUCCAGGUCCAGCAGCCAAGUCUCUCGUCACCUUGGAUGUUAAGCCAUGGGAUGAUGAAACUGACUUAGACCAAUUACUUGCCAACGUUAAGGCUAUUGAACAAGAUGGUUUAGUCUGGGGUGCUCACCAAUUUAUCCCAGUUGGUUUCGGUAUCAAGAAGUUGCAAGUCAACUUAGUUGUUGAAGAUGCUAAGGUUUCUCUUGAUGAAUUACAACAACUCAUUGAAGAAGAUGAAGAUCACGUCCAAUCUACUGAUGUUGCUGCUAUGUCGAAAUUAUAA